This is a messenger RNA of Aspergillus oryzae RIB40, 1044 nucleotides long. Its product is annotated as alpha/beta hydrolase. The record is from RefSeq and is a predicted model, not a curated record. The coding region runs from base 1 to 1044 and encodes 347 amino acids. The transcript has 2 exons. Lineage: Eukaryota; Fungi; Ascomycota; Eurotiomycetes; Eurotiales; Aspergillaceae.
AUGCGGUUUGGUUACGCUCUAGCAGGGAUCUUGAUCUCAAUUGCCGGCGCCAAUGCUGUGACGCACACCCCCAUCGUUUCCAACGCUGAGAUAGCCUAUCACCGUAAUUACCUAUACGUCGGGGGCCAGUAUGUGCAGGACAACUCAGGCGGACAUGUCUUCACGGAUCAGAUGUACGUGGAGAAACUCACUCCCACGCGAGGUGUGACCAAGGAACACCCGAUUGUGUUUAUUCAUGGUCAAGCGCAAACCGGCACGACCUUCCGUGGCCGCAGCCCCUGGUUCCCAAGCAAUGGCACCAUGAAAACCUACAGCGCUGAGAUCCUCCAGCAGCGAUUCACAGCCGCGAAACACUACAUGCUCUGGCCCCAGGCCGCGCUGCACACUCAGUGGAACGGUACCGGCAUGAUGGGUGAUCCCGUUUUCGACACCUACUACGCCUCGACUGUGGAGUUCUUUGGAUCCAGCACCGGUCAGCAGUACACCAUGCAGGAGGCCGGUGCGGCAUUGCUGGACCUUAUCGGUCGCCCGGUGGUUCUGCUCUCCCACUCGCAGGGAGGCCUCAUGCCAUGGAUCAUCACCGAUGUGCGCCCGGACCUUGUCCACGCCAUCGUGUCCCUGGAACCCACUGGCCCUCCCUUCCAGGAGGCUGUCUUCAGCAACACCUCUUCUCGUCCCUAUGGUCUCACAGACAUUCCCCUUACUUUUGAGCCCGCCGUUUCGGACCCCAAGAAGGACCUCGUGCGCCAGGUUAUCCCCAGCAACUCCACUACGCGUUCCCCUUGUGUCAUUCAGGCCGAGCACCCGGAGCCUCGCAAGCUGGUCAACCUGCAAAAGGUGCCUACUAUGAUCUUGACCACCGAGUCUUCUUACCAUGCUCCCUAUGACUGGUGCACUGUCAAGUUCUUGCGCCAGGCUGGUGUGUCCACGGAGCAUCUGCAGUUGGGUGAGAUUGGCAUCCACGGUAACGGUCACAUGGUUUUCAUGGAGAAGAACAGUGACCAGGUCGCGGGAGUGAUCCAGAAGUGGAUUGAGCGUCAGUAA